UGACAAAAUCCUUGCAGUAGUUUAAUACUCUUAAAAUAAUUUCGAUUUUUACACUUCUUUUAAAUUACAGUUUAAUACCUUUCAUAUAAAUUUUUUUAUCUGCAGUUUCGAAUCAUGACUAGUCCGUCGCCUAUCCUUUUGGCCUGCUUCGUGCACCUGAUGCUACACACCUCGAUCUUCAUCCAGAUGGAUCCGGAUGAUUUUGCUGACACCCCUAUCCUGGGCAGCCAAAUAUUCUAUCUUUCGGUGAUGGAUCUGCUGUGCCACUGCGAUGUUAUACCAGAGCAUUGGAAAUACGUUCCGCCAUGGGGCAAGUUUAUCCUGGAGACAAUCGUCAUCUUUCUAGUUGGCGAGAUUUUCAUGGUUGGAGUGUGGCUCUCUAUGGAAGCACUUCUCGUCGAGCUCAUCGCCAACGUCACCAAUUGGACGGGUCUCGUCAGCGCGUCCAGUAAACGCUCGAAAAGGUUCUUCCUGGAGAUCAGCACUUUGGUCCUCGGCAUUGCUUUCUCGGUGACAGUGGCUGCGGUCACAAAUCGACCGGCCAAGAUAAAAAAAAUCGGAAGCAAAAUGUUGGACACUAUCAAUCAGGGCAGGCUUUCAUUGUUUGCCGGCCAGGAAUAGACGAUUCCACGAUCGAUUCCAUUAUAGGGCGAAAAGUGUCGAACUUUUUUAUAAGGUACCUAAAUUUGUAAUCUUUUUUAAUCUUGGCCGUAAAUUUAUAUUUCUUAAAAUCUGCAUUAGCACUACGUUUUAUAAAA
This is a messenger RNA of Drosophila rhopaloa, 758 nucleotides long. RefSeq lists its product as uncharacterized. Lineage: Eukaryota; Metazoa; Arthropoda; Insecta; Diptera; Drosophilidae. The transcript has 2 exons. The record is from RefSeq and is a predicted model, not a curated record. The coding region runs from base 115 to 621 and encodes 168 amino acids.